This is a messenger RNA of Apis florea (little honeybee), 873 nucleotides long. RefSeq names its product odorant binding protein 1 (gene Obp1). NCBI's taxonomy places the organism in Eukaryota, Metazoa, Arthropoda, Insecta, Hymenoptera, Apidae. Gene Ontology annotation, molecular function: odorant binding. Gene Ontology annotation, biological process: sensory perception of smell. The record is from RefSeq and is a predicted model, not a curated record.
GGCAUCCAUUCGACUCGCAAAACUCGUGUGAACGAGCGUUCGGGGAAAAUAGUUGAAAAAUAGCGCGAUCAUGGAUAGUGGCGCGAAGCAAGCCUUCAUCGUCCUCCUCGUCUGCCUCGAGACCAUUCUCGUGAACGCCGCGCCCGAUUGGGUGCCGCCCGAGGUGUUCGACAUGGUGGCGGAGGACAAGGCACGGUGCAUGGGCGAGCACGGAACGACGCAAGCGCAAAUCGACGACGUGGACAAAGGGAACCUGGUGAACGAGCCGUCCAUCACUUGCUACAUGUAUUGCCUGCUGGAGGCGUUCAGCUUGGUGGACGACGAUGCCAACGUGGACGAGGACAUGAUGUUGGGUCUGUUGCCGGAUCAUCUUCAGGAAAGGGCUCAGUCGAUCAUGGGCAAAUGUCUUCCAACGUCCGGCUCCGACAAUUGCAACAAGAUAUACAAUCUCGCCAAAUGCGUCCAGGAAUCUGCACCGGACGUAUGGUUCGUUAUCUAAGGGCGUGACGAGAAGAGACUAUUUCUGGGAUCGAGGGAAAAUUAAGAACAGGCUGAACAGGAAAAACGGUUACGUGAACGGCUAUUUGCGAUGGUAAACGCGAGGGAAGGAAGAUUAAAAAAAAAAAAAAAAAAAAAGAAGAGAGAAAGAGAAGAAAAAAAGUCUCGAGUCAUCAAAAUAUAAGAAAUAAAAAGUGUGUAAUAUACAAAUACUCGUUUCGAACGCACGCGAGGAAAAUCGCGGCCAAUGCUGACAAUAACCGGAAUAAAAGAGAUUAAACGUGUAAUAAUGUACGUGAGAAAGUGAAAAAUAUACGAAUAGCCGAGUGAACGAUUCCUCCUUCGAAUAAUCAAACAAGAAUUUCUCCAAGUUGU